This is a messenger RNA of Nematocida homosporus, 2796 nucleotides long. Its product is annotated as serine/threonine-protein kinase MRCK. Gene Ontology annotation, biological process: actomyosin structure organization; peptidyl-threonine phosphorylation. Lineage: Eukaryota; Fungi; Microsporidia. Bases 1 to 2796 code for a protein of 931 amino acids. Gene Ontology annotation, molecular function: ATP binding; protein serine/threonine kinase activity. The record is from RefSeq and is a predicted model, not a curated record. Gene Ontology annotation, cellular component: cytoskeleton; cytoplasm. The transcript has a single exon.
AUGCGAGAAAAAGAAGUGGUCCUCAGUAGAGAAGAUACUGAUCUUCUUCUAGACUGUGCUCGACUAGUGGGUAUAAUUACAGGGAAUUCCGAUCUAAAAAGAAUAGCCGAUUCAGUUGACCGACCAGAAAACUAUGAAAUAAUCCAUUGUUUAGUGCGUGGCGGGCAUAGUGAAGUCUUUGUAGUGCGUUGUCAUAGUACUGGCCAAGUGUUUGCCCUCAAGAAAGUCCAGAAGAUGCAUAUUUUAAGUGAUCCAUUGGUUAAUCCAAUUAUGAGAGAGCGAGAGUCAAUGAUUCUUGGACGGCGCAGUGAGUGGCUACUGGGACUGCAUCGUUCUUUUCAAGAUGAAACUGCCCUAUACUUUGUGACCGACUUUAUUUCGGGUGGUGACUUAGGCAGUGUUUGCUGUAAAUUAGGGGUUUUACCUGAGAAGUUAGUGCGUUUCUAUGCGGGUGAGAUUCUAAUGGCUUUAAAGGAGUUGCACAGUCUAGGAAUGGUCCAUCGGGACAUUAAGCCUGAGAAUAUUUUGAUUAGAUCUAAUGGACACAUUAUGCUGGCUGAUUUUGGUAGUGCAGCAGCUAUGGUUGGUUCUGAUCAUGGUUUGGUGGUAGGUACUCCUGAUUAUGUAGCUCCAGAACUACUGGCUAUGACGGGUGAAAGUAUUUGUGAAAAGGUCGAUGUUUGGUCUUUGGGUGUUGUUAUCUAUGAGCUAGUUUUUGGGGCCACUCCUUUCUUUGAAGAAACGAUUAAGAAGACUUACGAGCGGAUUAUGCGCAUUGAUUUUACAAUUGGCGAAUGUUCGGCUGAACUGAAAGAUUUACUACUUCGACUGUUAUGCGAACGAUCGGAACGUUUAUCAGUAGUUCAAGCUAUGGAUCAUGUUUUCUUUACUGGUUUUGAUUUUGUAGAUAAGGAAAAUAAUGCAGUAGAGUACGUGCCUGAAGUUCAUGCUCGGGAUGCAGUGGAUAAUUUUGUAGUGGAUGAGUUUGAGCCGAUUGUUGGUGUAGCUCCCGGGGCACUAGACCAUUUACAGAAGUUCUUAGGGUUUGGGUAUGCUCCUGAAGUAAAAGUACGUGGACAUUCGCCGGCCGGUAGUGAAACAUGCGAGUAUGUAGCUGCCGCUGAGUGCAAAGAAGUAUCAGCUGGUGAUUUGGAAGGUUUAGAAGUAGCAAUGAGUAAAAGUCCUAGUCCAGAGAAUUUAAAGGUAGAUGCAGUGGUUGAGACUGAUGGAAGCAAUGUAGAUAAAGAAGUAGGAACUGCCCCUAGUUCUGCCGAAGAGGAGUCAGUACCAGAACCACUAACUAGCAGCCAGAAUGAACCAUUGAGUUCUAGUGAGGAGAGUCGGUGUAUGCAUUGCCAGAGUAUUAAGCCUUUACCAGUACCAGCUGAAUUGAGAUUAGCCCAAACAGAAAUUGGAGAGGUAGAGGUUAGUAGUGGGAUUAGUAUUGAAGGGGUGGAGGAAGUGGAAGUAGAGAUUGGGGUAGAGGAAGUAGAGGAAGUGGUAGAGAUUGAGGUAGUAGAGGAAGUGGAAGUGAAAGUGGAAGAAGAAGAAGUCGAAUUAACCAGUCCGAUUGAUGGGGUGGCUGAAGAUGAAAAAGAAGAGGUUGGUUUUGAAAAUGAUAAGAUAAGAGUUGUGGAAAAAGAAGAAGAAGUAAUUAGUAAGGAACCGACUCAGACUGAGGAAGAAGUUAGAACUGAAAUCUUAUCUAGAGUUUAUACUGGAAUUAGUUCACGACUGGAUGUCUUAGAACAAGACUUGAUGAUGACGCAAGCAAGGACAGCUUCAUUUUCAUUGGACCAACUAGCCCAGGGUAUAGAUCACUUACAAAUCUCAGCUGUUCAGGAAAUCGAGCGAAUCCAACAACAAAUGCGCCAAGUAGAGGAAGAGACCCUUUUUAAAACCAAGAAGAUCAUCAGGCAGUUACAGACUGAAGUCCGUGAUGUGCAAAGUCGCAUAGAAAGAGAAGUCGAAUUAAGAGCAGCUCUUUCCCAACGCAAGGCCGACUUAGCUAAUGAAAACAAAGAGUUGAAGGAACAAAUCAGGCGCUUAAAGCUUGGAUCUAAUGUUCGGAACUUUCCAGUCAAGGUGUACAUGGACAAGAAAUGGGAGUCCUGUGUACUCUACCUUGAAGAGGACUAUAUUCGUAUUCAAAACAUGAAACUACCCCUAGCUAAGAUAUACUUCCAAAAUCUUAAGAAGAACGAGUUGAUCAGAAUGAACACUAAGGGCGAAGCCUUAUCUUUCAAGUUACUUUUACCAAUUGAAGAGGAUCUUUAUACGGAACAAACAGAAUCGUCAUCAGAUGUGCACUUACCACCGGCUGAAGAGGCCGUUUUAAAACGCGAGUUGGAAAAGGAAAUCAAGAUCUUAUCAGGGAUUGAGAUGAUUUUGAUGGUGGCUGCGGAUGAAGAGUCAAAGAAAAUGGCGAUGAAACAGAAGACAGGUACGGAAAAGAAGAUUCAAGAGAUUCGGCAGGCCUUAGAGCAGGGCAGUCCAGUUGGCCAAGUAGAUCCAGGAGUUAUUCGCUAUAACAACCAUACGUUCAAAACCACAACAUUUGCUACGUCUAUUCAAGUAUGGUGCCAUGAGUGUAAUCGGCCGUUGUAUGGAGCAGCCAAACAGGGGCUUAUUUGCAAAGGAUGCCGGCUUGUUUGUCAUCGCGAUUGCCACACACUAGUAGAGUACUCCUGUGAGCUGCGCCAAGCAAUGGAGAAAGGAACUUCAAUCAUUCUUAUGGCUAAGCAUUUGGAGGACAAAGAAAGAAUCCGGGCGCUAGUCAGUACUAACCAAAACUAA